ACGUAACGGUGUCGUCAUUAACAGUCGCCGUAGAUCCCGACGCGGAGGAAAACAAAACGUGAACUUACAGCAUGAAAAAUGAUAAACUGCGUUUAAAGCUGAGUUUAAUACUUUGCGGUGCCUUGAACCGUUUAACCGCUGGCAAACUCAACAAGAAGUGCGAAGUUCACGUUACCCCACGUUAACUAAAGGAGCUAACAACAAUUAGCCAAGUUGGCGCCGUUUGGGUGAAGAGGAUCAUCUACGUUAUAAACCAAUGGACCGAGGCACCGAUGAGCCGCUCGCUAGUAGCCCACAUGACUCUGCAGAUUCUGAUGACGAGCCAUUAAUAAAGAUAAAAACAGCCUUGGCAGCAAAGCCACCAGAGGGAAAAGAAAAGAAAUCACCCCGAUCUAAAGGCACUAAUAAGAAAAAAGAUGUGGACAUAGAUGAAUGUUCUGACAACGAACCUCUGAUUAAGCUCGUUAGAAAGUCCUGCAAGGCUACAAAAACACCUCCAAAAAAGUCUGUUAAUGAAAAGAAACAAGUUGUAGAUUCUGAUGCUUCUUCAGAUGAUAAACUGCUGGUAAAGACAAAAACUUCUGCACUGACCAAGAAGGCAGAGAAAAAGGAAACAAUAUCCAAAUCAAAUGGCACACAUAACCUGACCACAGAUAGUUCUGAUAAUGAGCCUCUGAUUAAGAUUGCCAGAUCUGCAGCUGCAAAGAAGUCGUCCUCAGUGACUCCAAGGGACUGUAUAGAUAAAAAGAAAAGGGAAUUAUCAGCUGACAGCGAUGAUUCAGAUGAUGAGCCUCUGAGUGAGCUUGCCAAGAAACUUAAAGCACAAAAGCAGAAAAAAGGUCCUGUUGUAUCGUCUGAAAAGGAAAUCUUGAAACCUAAAAGAAACAGAUCCAGAAAAAUAGUUAAAUAUGCAGAGUCUUCCAGUAACACCUCAGAUGAUGAACCACUGGCAACGAUUAAGAAGAAGUCAACAAAGACUGUGCAGGAGAAAAAAACUAGAGCAGACAACAAGACAAAAACAAAGUGCACAUACAGAUCAUCAGAAGUAGGCUCCCUAGAAAAAGGCUCAGAUGAUGACGUGCCACUAGUGAACCUUAUGAAGAAGAUGAAACCACUGAAGAAAAACACCAAGACAACAACUGUAUCACAACGCAGUGCUUCAAGAAAGAGACAAGUAGGAGUCUCUGAUGAAAGUUCUGAUGACGAACCCCUGAUUAAUCUAAUCAAAAAGAACCAAAUGGACGACCAGACGACAAGAAAAACAAAGGCUUCUGCUCCAAAAAAAAGGGAAACUCCUCCCAAAAAGCCAAUAAAGAUACCUGUGUCAGGUUUGUCAAGCAAUAAUUCAGUUGGUGAGGGUUUAAUCAAAUCUGCUAAACACCCACAAGUGACAAAAAUCAUCAGAAUAUUGCUGGAGAGGUGUGAUGAAGAUGCUGGGCCCACAGGAGACUUCAAUCAAACCAAAACAGAAGCACCUGCUGCAGAGCUGACAAAUGUAGAAACGGGUUCAGAACACUGUGCAUCAGAGGACGAAUAAGCAGAUAAAACGUCAAGUUGUAUUGUGAAUGUCCCUCAACCCCCUGGUAGAGACAAACGUCAGUGUUCACAUGGGACCUAUUUCUGUUUUAUACAUUAUGUGUUAAUUUAAGCUGACAGUAUUUUAUCAUCUUGGUCUGGUUUUUACCGUUGUGCUGUGUACUUUUGCUGUCAACUUUUUUUUAAGAUAAAUUGCAUCUGUGCCUUCGUUAUUCUUGUGUUAUUCUUGUGUGUGAUUAAAUGUUCAUUCAUUUUUCACAACUUUUGCUGCCUCACUGUGUUCCUGUUUAAACGCGCCUUCACUGAAGCCAAAUAAACCUGCAGCGGAAUCAGG
Betta splendens (Siamese fighting fish) is the source of this 1870-nucleotide messenger RNA. Its product is annotated as transcriptional regulator ATRX homolog. The record is from RefSeq and is a predicted model, not a curated record. The transcript has 11 exons. NCBI's taxonomy places the organism in Eukaryota, Metazoa, Chordata, Actinopteri, Anabantiformes, Osphronemidae. The coding region runs from base 257 to 1537 and encodes 426 amino acids.